Messenger RNA from Morus notabilis, 2951 nucleotides. Its product is annotated as serine/arginine repetitive matrix protein 1. Gene Ontology annotation, cellular component: spliceosomal complex. The record is from RefSeq and is a predicted model, not a curated record. Gene Ontology annotation, molecular function: RNA binding. Gene Ontology annotation, biological process: mRNA processing; regulation of mRNA splicing, via spliceosome. The transcript is spliced from 12 exons. NCBI's taxonomy places the organism in Eukaryota, Viridiplantae, Streptophyta, Magnoliopsida, Rosales, Moraceae. Bases 212 to 2674 code for a protein of 820 amino acids.
GGUUCCAUUAGAGUUUUGGCUUCGAGUUCUGAGAUUCGGUCAUCCUCAGAGCCAUCGCAAGACAUAGCUGAGCUUAAUCAAUGGCGUAAACACUAGUUAAGCUAAAAAGGAAAAACCAUUCCUCUCUUUCCCCCAGUGCUCGCUAAGUUUCUCCCGUUUCGUUCGACAUUUCUACCGACUCAGUUGGCUUCCAAUACAAAACCCUAGAAAAAUGUCGGGCGGAUUCUUCCGGGGUACGUCGGCGGAUCAGGACACGCGGUUCUCGAACAAGCAGGCGAAGCUUUUGAAAUCGCAAAAAUUUGCUCCUGAAUUGGAGCAUUUGGUGGACAUGACGAAGGUGAGCAUGAAUGUUGUCCGACCAUGGAUCGCUAACAGGGUGACAGAACUUCUCGGAUUUGAAGAUGAAGUGCUUAUCAACUUCAUUUAUGGUCUUUUGGAUGGAAAGGAAGUGAAUGGGAAGCAAGUUCAAAUUUCACUUACUGGAUUUAUGGAAAAGAAUACUGGAAAGUUUAUGAAAGAGCUUUGGACUCUACUACUAAGUGCCCAGAAGAAUGCUAGUGGUGUUCCUCAACAGUUUCUGGAUGCUAAGCAAGAAGAAACGAGGAAGAAGAAGGAGGAGGCUGAUCGGAUAGCAAAUGAAAUUCAGAAGAAGAAAGACAGGGAAAGUAGAGAGCUCGAAGAAGAGAGAUCGAAGGAAAUGGACGGAGGGGUUGAAACGAAAGCAAGUAAUGCUGCCUUGGAGGGGAACUCAAAGCACACAUUGCCGAGGGCUUCGACCGACCAUCUUGAGGAUGAGCAAGAAAUUGAUAAGAGAAAUGGUGUGAGAGCUAGGGACAGCAGAGGCUCACCUUCAAGGUCUAAUACCAGAAGCUAUUCAGAUGAAAGACGAGGCCGGUCAAGGAGUAUGUCCAGGUCGCCAGAAGUACGAGGUCGCUCAAUAACCUCUUCACCACCUAUUCGGAGGCAUUCACCCAGAAAAUCACUCUCUCCUAUUAGAGGAAGAGCAUUGAGGAGAACCCGAUCACCAUCUCCUCCAUGGCGUCGUUCUCUGUAUCAACGUAGAUCACCAUCCCCUAUUCGGCGCCGCAGAUCGCCAUCCCCUGUUCGCCGCCGCAGAUCGCCAUCUCCUGUUCGCCGCCGCAGAUCACCAUCUCCUGUUCGCCGCCGCAGAUCGCCAUCUGUUGUUCGCCGCCGCAGAUCGCCGUCACCUAUUCGGCGCCGCAGAUCGCCAUCACCUGUUCGCCGUCGCAGAUCACCAUCACCUGUUCGCCGCCGCAGAUCGCCGUCUCCUGUUCGCCGUCGAAGGUCACCGUCUCCUUCACGCCGUCGAAGGUCUCCCUCACCUGUUCGUCGCCACCGGUCACCAUUGCCAGUGCGUCACCGGCGGUCGCCAUCACCUGUGCAACGUAGUACGUCACCUUCACCUGUGCAACGCCGUAGAUCUCCUUCACCUAUACGCCGUCGCAUGUCACCCUUGCCAAUGCGAAGGUCACCCACUCCGAUUCAUCGCAGGUUUCCCUCUCCUGUACAACGCAGGUCACAAAGAUCUUCAUCAAUAUCGCAGCAUGAGUAUGCAUCCCCUGCACGCCACAGAUCACCUGUUGCUAGUGGGAGGAGAUCAACUCCUGGAAGUCCCUCUCAUUCACCUUUAGAACGGAGUUCUUCUCCUGUUCGUCACCGUUCCCAUUCACCAAUCAGGAUGAAAUCUCCAAAGCACCGGAAAAGAUCUUCCAUGCAAUUGCCCAAUGAAAGAAUGAGGUCCUCUAGUUCUCUGAGGUCACUGCAGAGAGAAUCAAGGAGUCAAAAUGAUUCCCAUAACAUAAUUUUGUCCCAAUCACCAUCGCCAGAGAGAUCUCCAGCAAGGUCAAGAUCACCAUCGGGUGAAGGGAAAAGUGAUGGUGCAGAAAGGAGUCCACAUGAGAAUGCUUCGAGACAACCAAGGGGGCGAAUGACUCGGGAUGUUAGCUUUAGUCCUGCAAGGAAACAAAAAGAACUGAAAGAUCAUUGCAAUAGCCCAGAAGUGAAUGAAGAAAGGAAGGAGAGGAUUAGAAUCCCUGAUACUCCCGAUCGACAAAGGUCCCCAGCAGCAUAUAGAGACUCACCACCAGAUGAUAGGCAGCAGGCGUUAUAUUCUGGUGAAGGUAGAAAAUCUGAGGAGAAAAACCGCUCUCGUUCGAACAAUGCCAAGGAGAGCAAUCAGGAUUCUAGAUUAGAUUCUACACACACAUCAGUUGAAAAAAUUGGUAAUGACCGUAGUGGCAUUGAUUCGGAUUCCGAGGAAAAUGUAAAGUGCAAAAUUGGAGAUAAGGAAAGGAGAAAGCAUAAAAGAUCUGAAAGACUAAAAGCAGCUUCAGAUGAUAAUUACAUUUCUGAUUCUGAAAAAGAGGAAAGGAAGGAAGCUAAGAGGAGAAGAAAAGAGGAAAAGAGAUUGCGCAAGGAGAAGAAGCGGCAAAAACGCGAGGACAGACGUCGCAGAAGAGAAGAGCGUCGCUCAGAGAAGCUGAGAGGCAAGCACCAAAGUGAUGCUUCUGCUUCAGAUGGUGAAUAUGGCAAAAGGAGGGAAUCUCGUACAAGGGGGAAUGACGAGAAGGAAACUGAGCAGAAAAGGCUUGAGAUUGUGUUGCGGAAUAAGGCUCUGGAAUCACUUAAAGCGAAGAAGGGUGUCAGUCACUGAAUUUAGUAAUUGCUGGUGUGGAAUAUUAAGCUGUCAUAAGUGUCAUGUUAUUUUUCUGAUCGUAUUAAGCUGUUACAUUAAGAUGUUUUAGGGAAAUAGUCUGUUGGAUUGAGAGUUCUUCAAUAUUUUAUUCUGUUUAAUGUAGUCCGUGUUUACUCCUGGCAGUUGAAAUGGAUAAUGAGGAUUUCCUGGCUUAUCUCUUGAGUGCAACUUUAUGCAGGCCUUGCUGCUAGAUUUGUUUGGUAAUAAUCGUCUUCCCUCAGUCGGGAAUUUGAUU